Messenger RNA from Prosopis cineraria, 1373 nucleotides. Its product is annotated as transcription initiation factor TFIID subunit 14b. The record is from RefSeq and is a predicted model, not a curated record. The transcript is spliced from 6 exons. Lineage: Eukaryota; Viridiplantae; Streptophyta; Magnoliopsida; Fabales; Fabaceae. Gene Ontology annotation, biological process: regulation of DNA-templated transcription. The coding region runs from base 214 to 1038 and encodes 274 amino acids.
GGCGCUGACUUGGUAUGGAGGACAAAAAUGAAAAGCUACAGAAAAUUAGAAUGUCAGCAAGAACAGAAAGACGGCAAAGGAAAGCCAGGCGCAGCAAACGCAGCACAGUACGCCCUCCACCUCCACUGUCUCCUCUCUAACCUCUCAAAACCCUAACUCCUACCCUUCUUCCGAUCAUCCCUUGCCUGUAUUUCUCACAAUUUUUACUGCAUAAUGUCUCACCCCUUGCCCCUCAGAAAACAAGCUGAUCACGUCCCCGAUGAUGGCUCCUCUGCCUCUAAGCUAUCUCGUCUCAAAAUUGGAUUACCUUCUGAUGACGCUGACAAGAAGAAUGCAAAUAAGAGAGUUAAAGAUGUUGAAAUUUGUGUUCCAAUAGUAUAUGGGACUAUAGCUUUCUAUCUUGGCAGGAAGGCUAGCGAGUCUCAAUCGCAUAAGUGGAUGGUCUAUGUACGUGGGGCGUCGAACGAAGAUCUUGGGGCGGUCAUUAAGCGGGUUGUAUUUCAAUUGCAUCCUAGUUUUAGCAACCCUACGAGGGCUGUUGAAUCACCGCCAUUCGAACUAUCGGAAUGCGGCUGGGGUGAAUUUGAAAUCGCCAUCACCCUCUUUUUUCACAAUGAUGUCUGCGAUAAGCAGUUGGAUUUGUACCACCAUUUGAAAUUAUAUCCAGAGGAUGAAUCGGGUCCGCAGUCCACCAAGAAACCUGUUGUAGUUGAAUCUUACAAUGAAAUUGUUUUUCCUGACCCGAAUGAAGCUUUUCUGGCACGUGCGCAGAAUCACCCUGCGGUUAUUGUGCCUCGGCUUCCUGCCAGCGUUAAUCUACCCAGUCGUGUUGAGAGGGUCAGUGAAAACGACGGAACUGAUACCAAAGACCAUCCUCUGAGCCAGUGGUUCAUGAAUUUUUCAGAGGCUGAUGAGCUUUUAAAGCUUGCAGCGGCACGCCAGCAGGUGCAAGCUCACAUUGUUAAGCUGAGAAGACAGUUGAGUUUGAUGGACGGGUUGACUCCGCUGUCAAAACCAGCCUCUGGUUAUGAUUUCUGAAUGUACAUGAUUUCUGUUGAAAAUUUGUGGAGUCAAUAUCUUUUAAUAUGUACAAUAUUGAAUAUUGGUUCUACAUGAUCAUCUCUGUUAAUAUGCAUAUCAUCUCAACACGAAAGACUCUGUAGAUUGAGUCGAAUCUUUCGAUUUGUAGAAGGCAAGAGAUUGCCCUCGUUAUUUCUCAGCAAAGCAUAUGGUACGUGGCAGUUGUGUAGCAAAAUAGAUUAUCCUUUUUUUUUUUUUGAUUUGGUAUUCUGCAUAACUAUGCAUCGGCAAUACCAUGAGGGAUGAUGGCCAAUAAAAGGAAAUACUAUAUGAGAUGCAAGUUAUUAUUAUUA